AAGAUGUCUCUGAAACAGACUUCAAUUUUUCUAUUGAUACAGCUCGUAUGCUGCUUUAGAAAUGGAGCCUGUGGAAAAGUGCUAGUGUGGCCCACAGAAUACAGCCAUUGGAUGAAUAUCAAGAUAAUUCUGGAUGAACUUGUGCAGAGAGGUCAUGAAGUCACCGUUCUUGUAUCUUCUGCUUCUAUUCUCAUUGGGCCCAGCAAUGAAUCUUCUAUUAAUUUUGAGAUUUACUCUGCACCUUUGAGUAAAGAUGAUCUUGAAUAUAGUUUUGGAAAAUGGGUAGAUGAAUGGACAUACAAUUUUCAAAAACAUUCAUUCUGGACAUAUUAUUCAAAACUGCAAAGAGUCGCUACUGAAUAUUCAGAUAUGGCUGAAAGUUUGUGCAAAGCAGUAGUUUGGAAUAAGAGUCUUAUGAAAAAACUCCAAGGAUCUAAAUUUGAUGUCGUUCUCGCAGAUGCCGUGAGUCCCUGUGGUGAGCUGCUAGCAGAACUGUUUAAGACACCUUUGGUGUACAGUCUUCGCUUCUGUCCUGGAUACAGAUGUGAAAAGUACAGCGGGGGGCUUUCACUCCCCCCUUCUUAUGUGCCUUUGGUUCUGUCAGAAUUAAGUGACCACAUGACAUUUGUGGAAAGGGUGAAGAAUAUGUUGCAGGUGCUGUAUUUUGACUUUUGGUUCCAAUCAUAUAAUGAGUCCUGGAGCCAGUUUUACAGUGAUGUUCUAGGGAGACCCACUACAUUAACUGAGAUGAUGGGGAAGGCAGACAUAUGGCUCAUUCGAACCUUCUGGGACUUGCAAUUUCCUCACCCUUUCUUGCCUAAUUUUGACUUUGUUGGAGGACUUCAUUGCAAACCAGCCAAACCACUGCCUAAGGAAAUGGAAGAAUUUGUUCAGAGCUCUGGAGAACAUGGUGUGGUGGUGUUUUCUCUGGGAUCAAUGGUUAAAAACAUGACAGAGGAAAAGGCCAAUGUAGUUGCUUCUGCUCUUGCCCAGAUUCCACAGAAGGUUCUGUGGAGAUUUGAUGGUAAGAAACCAGACACCUUAGGAUCCAACACUCGGCUGUACAAGUGGAUCCCCCAAAAUGACCUUCUUGGUCAUCCAAAAACCAAAGCUUUUAUAGCUCAUGGUGGGAUCAAUGGCGUCUAUGAGGCGAUCUAUCAUGGCAUUCCUAUUGUUGGUAUUCCCUUGUUUGCGGAUCAACCUGAUAAUAUUAACCACAUGGUAGCCAAGGGAGCAGCUGUUAGAGUGGACUUCAACACACUGUCAGCUACAGACCUUCUUACUGCUUUGAAGACUGUCAUUAAUGACCCUUUCUAUAAAGAGAAUGCCAUGAGAUUAUCCAGAAUCCACCAUGACCAGCCAAUGAAGCCCCUGGACCGAGCUAUCUUCUGGAUCGAGUAUGUCAUGCGCAACAAAGGAGCCAAGCACCUUCGCCCAGCUCUGCAUGACCUUAGCUGGUUCCAGUACCACUCUCUGGAUGUGAUUGCAUUCCUCUUGGUCUGUGUGGUAGCUGUGGUAUUCAUCAUCACAAAAUGUUGCCUCUUUUGUUGCCAUAAGACUGCUAACAUGGGAAAGAAGAAAAAAGAGUAGUUUCAUGAAGGCUGAGGUAGAGUCCUGAGAGAUGAGCCUCUGCCAGCUGCUUCCACUGAGAACCUGUUGUCAGUCAAGGUGCCUUCCCUCUGAAACAACACAGUGUCAGGACUUCAUUGAAUAUGGCUCUCAUGGAUUCACUCUGUUUUGGAGACAUGCAAGAUUUCAUGCCAGAUAUAUACUCUAAAAGCAAAAUUAAGUGUUCAGUUUAGAAUGUUUUGAUGUAACUGAGGAGCAAAGCCCAACAACAAUCGCUGAGCUGACUCUGGUUCACAAAGUUUGUAUUGGCAUAAAGCCUUUGAAAAAUCUCUCAAUAUCAGUCACUUUUUACAAAUGCCCAGCAUGCUUUGUCUUCAUUUAGUAGACUAUUUUUUCCUUCUUUUAUCUUUCCUUUCUUUUAUUGUUCAUAAAUAAUAGAUUUCAGGCACUGUGCUUUUGAAAUAGACUCAGGUUUCCAUCUAUAUAAGGAAAGCCAUUGUUUCUGGUUAUCUUUGGAUACACCAAAUUUCCAUCAAAUAUUCCCUAAAGGACCUGUGAUUGAGGCUACCCGCCUUUACUCAGAAGCAUUUUUCAAACAAUAAUUUUCAAACAUUUAUUCUUACUGCUCCUGACAUAAAUUGCAGUACUUGGGAAUUCUAUGACUUGUCAAGAUUAUUAAUUUACUUUCCAUCUUAUCUCUAACUCACAACUUACCUGAAGACUGUCAUUCUCCUUCUGCCUUUUGGAGUAGACUCAAGCUGCCAAUGUUCCAUUUUUUCUCACUUAAAAGUACACAUCCAAGAGAAGAUCAGAUUUUUUUAAGUCCCAACAUCACCUAGCUCGUGUUAUAUUUCUUAUCUGAAACACAGAGUCACAAUCUGUUUUGCUGAUUUUGUUUGAUUCAUUUAUACAGAAUUACUUACCUUGGUUCAGUAAAAUAUUAAAAUAUU
This is a messenger RNA of Arvicanthis niloticus (Nile rat), 2519 nucleotides long. RefSeq names its product UDP-glucuronosyltransferase 2B1-like. Lineage: Eukaryota; Metazoa; Chordata; Mammalia; Rodentia; Muridae. The record is from RefSeq and is a predicted model, not a curated record. Gene Ontology annotation, molecular function: glucuronosyltransferase activity.